GAAGAUCCCCAGUUCAUUAGACUCCUAUAUUUGAUUACUGAAAAUAUAAGGGUUAGUGGAUAUCCCUCAGUUGCAGUCUAUAAUAUGUUCCCAGCCCUUGGAUUUCUCCUGAAGGGUCAUAAAAUGCUUCUUCGAAAUAGAGACGAAAUGCGUGCUUUUGUACAAAUUACUUUCAUAGAACACCUCAAAAACCUAGACAAAAACGACCAAAGAAGUUUGAUUGAUGCUUUCCUCAUAAAACAGCAGGAGGAGAAAAAUGACAGUGAUGGUUAUUUCCACAAUGAGAAUUUAAAAACCCUUGUAACCAAUCUGUUUACUGCUGGCAUGGAGACUACUUCCACUACACUACGCUGGGGCUUUCUGCUAAUGAUGAAGCACCCCAAAAUUCAGGAAAAAGUCCAAGAUGAAAUAGCAAGAGUUCUAGGAUCAAAUCCACCGCGAACUGAACAUCGAACUAAGAUGCCCUACAUGGAUGCCGUUGUCCAUGAAAUCCAGAGGUUUGCCAACAUCCUGCCAUUGAAUCUACCUCAUGAAACUACUGUAGACGUCACUCUCAAAGGCUACUUCAUCCCAAAAGAUACCUACAUCAUCCCCUUGCUGACCUCCGUGCUGCGAGACCAGUCUCAGUGGGAGAAGCCAGAUGUUUUCUAUCCUGAGCAUUUUCUUGACUCUGAAGGAAAAUUUGUAAAGAAAGAGGCCUUCAUGCCAUUCUCAGCAGGUUUCCCAGUUUGGCUUAACUAUCCUCCCUCUCCCCACCCUCCACCCACUGAUGUAAGGGCUGUGAUGGCAGAGUGGUUAAGCUGUCUUGCUACAACUCCAGAUGU
Alligator sinensis (Chinese alligator) is the source of this 824-nucleotide messenger RNA. Its product is annotated as cytochrome P450 2K6-like. Lineage: Eukaryota; Metazoa; Chordata; Crocodylia; Alligatoridae. Gene Ontology annotation, cellular component: cytoplasm; intracellular membrane-bounded organelle. The record is from RefSeq and is a predicted model, not a curated record. Gene Ontology annotation, biological process: xenobiotic metabolic process. The transcript has 6 exons. Gene Ontology annotation, molecular function: heme binding; oxidoreductase activity, acting on paired donors, with incorporation or reduction of molecular oxygen, reduced flavin or flavoprotein as one donor, and incorporation of one atom of oxygen; iron ion binding. The annotation marks the transcript as partial.